Alternaria ventricosa is the source of this 2262-nucleotide messenger RNA. RefSeq lists its product as uncharacterized. Lineage: Eukaryota; Fungi; Ascomycota; Dothideomycetes; Pleosporales; Pleosporaceae. Gene Ontology annotation, cellular component: endomembrane system. Gene Ontology annotation, molecular function: acyltransferase activity. The record is from RefSeq and is a predicted model, not a curated record. The transcript has 2 exons. Bases 1 to 2262 code for a protein of 753 amino acids.
AUGUCGCCUGCUACUGCUACGAAGAAGCCGGUCGUUACCAAAUCGCCGGCUGCCAAACCCCCAGUGAAGAAGGCGACGGCUCCAAAGCCAACCCCAGCGAGCCAAUCAGCGUCCAAGCCCCCGGUACCAGCUGCUGUUAAGAGGAAGAAAAAAGAUGACCUCGGUGCUGGAUUGCGGAUCUCGAAAGACAAUGUCGAAGCGCAUCCGGCUGGACCACCGCGCUUUGGCGAGUUGACACAGGCAGAACGAGCUUUCACGUUAGCCUCGACGUUCUUGUCCGGCGUUCUGGCUAUAAGCGCAUCCCAAUUCCUAGGCGCACCGCUAAAGUUGAUUGACCCGCAAUUCUACGAUGGCUACAUGGCAUAUACCAAAGAAUGCUUCGCCAUACUGAUCACAUGUCUCACCCAAUGGUGGGCUCCGACCGUCGUCCGUGUAUCUGGCGACUCCAGUAUGGUCGGCCAACUUAUCAAACGCAAAGAUGGAUCGUUGCAAUGCAAUUUCGCAGACCGCAUGGUGCUCAUGGCAAACCAUCAACUCUACACUGACUGGCUGUAUAUCUGGUGGAUCGCAUAUACGAACAACAUGCACGGCUUCAUCUACAUUAUAUUGAAGGAGUCGCUGAAGAACAUCCCUAUCAUUGGAUGGGGCGCCCAGUUCUACAACUUCAUCUUUCUAUCUAGAAAAUGGGAGGAAGACCAGCGCACGUUCAAGAAACAUCUGAGCAAGCUGAACAAGAAAGGAGAUCCCAUGUGGCUGAUCAUCUUUCCUGAGGGCACGAAUCUGUCAAAGACUACACGCGAAAAGAGCCAGCAAUGGGCGAAGAAGAAUGGGUUGCAGGAUAUGAAGCACCAACUGCUCCCACGCAGCACUGGUCUCAAGUUCUGCCUCAACGAAUUGAGGGAAACGACAGAUUGGCUGUACGACUGUACCAUCGCAUACGAAGGCGUGCCAGAAGGUCAAUUCGGUCAAGAUAUCUUCACUCUGCGCUCUUCUUUCUUCGAAGGCCGGCCUCCCAAGUCAGUCAACAUGCACUGGCGACGAUUCCACCUCGACGAUAUCCCAUAUGAGAACACCCACGCUUUCGAAGUCUGGCUGAGAAACCGUUGGAGGGAGAAGGACUACAUGCUGGAGUACUUCAGUCGCCACAACCGGUUUCCCGCAGAAGAUUUCUGGAAGAACCACCUGGACAUGGACAGCAAGAGCGAGAGCAGCAGAGGCGGAAACAAGACCAUCCGAACCGUCCCCCGCCCAGCCGUCCAAAUCGAAACCGAAGUCAAGAGCGGCAAUUGGAACGAAUUCGUCAAAAUCUUCGCCCCAAUAACCUCCGUCAUGAUGGCCCUAACCGUAGCCUACGGUGCCUCGCCAGAAGACCUACCCAUACCCGGCGCCAAAGAAUUCUUCCAAACGCACAUGAAAACACUCCUAGGUCAAGGCGGCGAAAUGAAAGGCCUCCCGAGCCCCGAGCAACUAGAAAAGAUGAUAGAAGGCGCCGCACAAAUGGGCGCAGCACAAGCCGCCGGUCCAAAAGAAGUACCAGAAGUACAACGGCUUACGCAAGAAAACCUCGCCAAACUAGUCAAAGAAACAGCUAUUGCAAGCGGCGCUGUAAUGCCCAACGGAAUGAGAAGAGCAAGCACAGCACUGCCGCCACCAAUGACCAAGACGCUGCAGACGCCCACUGCCGCGACCCCAGCAGCAAGGCGAGCUCAAAGCGCCGUGAACCUCCCCACAUCCUCAGCGAAGAAACCCACAGCCACUGCACCUAAACCAGGCACCGCCGCACACGCCCGCGCAAACCCCGUAGCCACAACCAAAAAGCCCACACCACCGCCCCCCACAGGUCCCAUGAAAGAAGUAAUGACCGCCUCAGGCGUCAUGAUCAAAGUCCCUCAAACGGAGGUCGAACAAGCCAAAAAAACUGGCACGCUAACCAUGGCGAAUGGCGUCAAGAUCAAAGUAGACAAAGAAGACAUCGAAAAAGCGCAGCAGGAGAAGAAGGGAACGACUUUCAUGACAGCAGGCGGUGUGCCCAUCAAAGUGACGCCUAGCGGUGCUGUGCAGGUGCCUGAGAAAGUGAGUAACAAGGGGCAAGCGGCGGCUGUGAAGAAGACGGGGGAGUUGGCGAAGAAGAUGGGUGCUGUGUCCGCACCGGCGAAGAAGGCGCCUGCUAAGAUAGGAGGUGCGGCGAAUGGAACUGCGAAGAAAGAGAGUGUUGGGAAUGGGGCGGCGAAGAAACCGGCUGCGGCUCCGAGGAAGCUUUGA